Messenger RNA from Syngnathus acus (greater pipefish), 899 nucleotides. Its product is annotated as growth arrest and DNA damage-inducible protein GADD45 beta-like. Bases 81 to 542 code for a protein of 153 amino acids. Gene Ontology annotation, cellular component: cytoplasm; nucleus. The record is from RefSeq and is a predicted model, not a curated record. The transcript has 4 exons. Gene Ontology annotation, biological process: regulation of cell cycle. Lineage: Eukaryota; Metazoa; Chordata; Actinopteri; Syngnathiformes; Syngnathidae.
UUUCCCAUGCAAAAAAAUAGGUGUUGCGACGUUGCAGCACAGCAAAUGUGCACUCGCGUUUUUUGUUUUUCUCUGCAAGCAUGACCCCGGAGGGCACCUUGACCUCCAGCGUCACGGAGAACAGGAUGCAGUCCAUUGGCGUGGCCCUGGAGGAGCUGCUGGUGGCGGCUCAGAAACAAGAGUGCCUGACGGUCGGCAUCUACGAGUCCGCUCAGCUUCUCAAUGCGGACCCGGAUAGCGUGGUUCUAUGCGUGCUGGCCGCCGACGGUGAUGAGGCUGACGUGGCUCUGCAGAUCCACUUCACGCUAUUGCAGGCAUUUUGCCGCGACAGCGGCAUCACCAUCCUGCGCGUGUCCGGGCUACCACGACUACGUCAGCUGCUCGCCAAUGCGGACGACGACAACCAACGACAGGACGGAGACAUACACUGCAUGCUGGUCACGAACCCCCACGCUGACCAUUGUCAUCUUCGGGAAGUUGGCAUCUACUGCCAGGAGAGUGCGGACCAGUGGAUCCCGGAGCUGGUCCUGCAGGAACACUGAAAUAAAAACACUAAUAUUUGCGGCCUUGCACCCAGAUGAACUUUGAACUCUCACACAAAGAAAUACGAGGCUGGAACUCAGGACGCACAACAAAGGCAGACUCGAGGAUAUUCCUCACCGAGGCUUGUUUUGCAGAGGAGCUCAACCAGGCCGAGAGCUCAGUGCACGUUUCUGAGAAGCCGACAGGAAUGUGGUCAAACUAUGCGUGGUAUUCCUGAGUACUGUACUGACGCACGCAGGAACUGUAAAGGACAUUUUGGUAUUCUCCUCAUCAUGUCUGUGCCUUCAACAUUAACUAGAAAUGUACUGUAUGAUGUGCUGCCUAUUUGACUUGAAUAAAUUAUUUUCUUCAAAUGA